This is a messenger RNA of Myzus persicae (green peach aphid), 2855 nucleotides long. RefSeq lists its product as uncharacterized. The record is from RefSeq and is a predicted model, not a curated record. The coding region runs from base 176 to 2704 and encodes 842 amino acids. Gene Ontology annotation, molecular function: serine-type endopeptidase activity; protein binding. Gene Ontology annotation, cellular component: membrane. The transcript has 18 exons. NCBI's taxonomy places the organism in Eukaryota, Metazoa, Arthropoda, Insecta, Hemiptera, Aphididae. Gene Ontology annotation, biological process: proteolysis; acrosome reaction.
CUCGCGGCACGCGGUCCCUUUCCGGUCACCGGUAGCACCGGUCGUCACGUCGUCUGUGAGCGUAUACGUAUACGUGUGGGUGUGUGUGUGUGUGUGUGUGUGGGUGAUAUAGAGAACUUCACAAUCGUCGUCGACACGCGACGCUCACCGGCAUUUGUACCAACCACCAACAUUCAUGGCGUCCACAAAUACACCUCCCGAAAUUCCACCGCGAAGACACAGCUCAACCGUUUCACCAAUCAAGAUUAUUAAUCAAAAUUCUGCCGCAGAGUCAAAAUCUCCUUCCUUUCUAUCAAGGAGACAUUCAUCUUGUAUUGACGAUAACAUGGAUACUGAAACUGACACGGCGUUGUACCCGGCCACUCCAUCGACCACGGUGCCUUCGAUUCCGGCAAGGCGAAACCCUGGACCGCCAGUGAUAAGUCCUCGCCCAGCCCAAUACAAGUUGCCACCGCCGCCGCGAGCGACCAAUGGCUGUGCGGGCGAUCCACCGGCCGACCGGCAGACCAUCAGAGGGUUCAUCGAUGACCAUCCCAAAGACGUGGUCGUGGUCCAACAACAGCCUCUGCAACCGCAGCAACCGCAACAACCACAACAACCGCAGCAACCGCAGCAGCCACCGCAACUGCGCGCAAGAAGAUUCAAAGUACCGCCACCCAUCAAAUGCAUUUCAGAGCCACUGGACGGUGGCAGUCGCGAGAGUUACGAGAUGAUGACGCCCGCCAUGACUAUGUCACCCAAUCGACAGGACAGCGGUCAUUGGAGCGACUCGUACAGCGUCAACUCUUCGCCUGGCUACUCGACCAAGAGCAUGGAAACGCCGCUGCUAUCGUCGCACGCCAAAAUGAUACCGUCCCGGUCAAACAAGAAACGUUUCAUACUCGAUCGGUACGUCGUGUGCGAUCAGUGGAAUGGUCGGGCCAGAUUUUCACCGGCAAACAGCGGCCCGAUCAGCUCGAGCAGCACGGCCGAGCUCACCAAGAGCCAUUCGACGCCAGCCAGCCUGCAGGCAGUCGUCGAGUUCAACGAAAACUCACCCAGCUCUCUACAACACCGGGUGUUGGGAACCGAAGCCAUUGACGUCACUGAAGUAUUUAUUCGGCUGCAGAGGCGGCAAGUGGUGUACAACGUCGCCAUCCUGAUAUUCAUAACAGUUCUUUUGAUAUUUUUUGUACGAGUGGGUUUGCCGGGCAGUGGCGGUGGUCAAGUGUCCGUAAGCAAAACGGCGUCGACGAUCGUGCGGAACUCAAACGCCGCCUCCUCCGGCGCCGACUACGCCAACGGCAGUGGUUCGCCGUUGAAGACCGUUUCCGUCGACGACGACCUUUCGUCGGUGCACGUCUCCACCGCCGAUCCGUCGUCAAACAUGACGGCCACGACUCCGAAAAAAAAUAACGUUCCGAUCAUUCUGCCGAAUCCACCGGCGGUUGAAGAUAUGUACGACGUUGCAGUUUUCAAUCCCAUGUAUCCCAUCGUCGACUACCCCAAAAGCACUUGCCUACCGUCUUUUUGUCAAAACGUCACGUCCACCUUACCACAGUACCUGUACACUAUACCUUACAAGCCAGAAUACGAUCCCAGGGAGCUGAUAGCGCUGGAGUCUGUGGUAAACGUCCGCUGCUACGAGCUGACGGCACUGUACUUUUGUGCGCUUCUCGCGUCCAAAGGCUGUGGCAACCGCAAAUUGAAGCCUUGUCAGUCGCUUUGUAAAGAGACUAUUCGGAGCUGCGGUUUCUUUUUUGACAUAUUCGAAGCGUACCACGAACACCGGGAGUGCACGCAGUUCCCGAACGACAACAACAAUCCUAACACGUUUUGCAUCGGACACCGGGAAGUAAUCAACGUCAGGAAAAUGAAGCUCAGAGGACUUUGCCACGAAGGAUUUAAGUGUGACAAAAAGAGAUGUAUCCCGAUGGAUUGGAAAUGUGAUGGCCAUUUCGACUGUGAAGAUCAUACCGAUGAAUUGAAAUGUUCACAAUGCCCAGAUCAAUUGUUUUGCGGCGCUGGAAAAUGUAUAGCUGUAGAGCACAUUUGUAAUGGCGUAUCCGACUGCGAAUGGGGACAAGAUGAACGGAAUUGUGUGCGACUUAGUGGCGAGAUGGGAGUGCGAGGUGAAGGGAUGCUGGAGCUUUAUUCGCCGAACACGACGUCGUGGCGACCCGCAUGCAUUCAGAGCUGGGAUUCAGAACUGUCGGCCACCAUAAUUUGCAACAUACUUGGAUACAAACUAUCCUCUGAAAGCAUGCUCGGUGAGAACAACAAACUUUUGGCCUCCGUUAAGUACAACCAAUCAAAAGAAUACUACGACGAAAACAAAAUGACCGUUUAUAGAGAAAUCCGUUACUGUCCAGAUUCGUACUUGUAUCCGUCUAUAAGUCUCUUGUGCACUAAUUUUGAGUGCGGUGUCAGGCGGAGACCUCAAACCAUGUACCGCAAGACGAGAAUUGUGGGCGGCAGACCAUCACUACCCGGUGACUGGCCAUUUUUGGCCGCAAUCCUUGGCGGUCCCGAUGAGAUAUUUUACUGCGCCGGAGUGUUGAUAUCCGAACAGUGGGUUUUGACUGCGGCUCAUUGCACUGGAGGGAGGAAAAUCUUGGGGGACCUUUCGGAGUGGACCAUACAGCUGGGCAUGACGAGGAGACAUUCCCAUUCGUUUUUCGGACGAAAAGUGAAAGUGGAAAAAAUCAUCAGACACGAGAUGUAAAACAACGGGCCCGUUCAGCACGAUCACGAUAUCGCACUUUUCAAGCUCAGUGAAAAAUUAACGUUCCACGAGUUUUUACUUCCGGUGUGUUUACCGCCGCCGAACAUGGUUCUGAAAGCAAAUAUCAGUUGCACAGUCAUCGGAUGGGGUA